GAAGGACAAUGCAAUUCACUGCUGUCACAGUGGAGAGACCAAGCAUUUACUACCUAAUGUAUGACAAAUUGUACAUGUACCUCUAACCUUAGGUAGGAGGUACCUCCCAGCAACUUGAUUUGGAAUAAGGUACCUAUAGAUCCCCACUAGUUAUCUCAAUAACCAGCCAGUUAGCCAACCAGGAGUGGCAUCACCUUUCCUAAUAUGCUGCAAGGCGAAUCUGAUAAUUACACAAUAAAUCCCCGGACCAACAGCUCAGCCUUACUAUAUACAAUACAUACAAAUUGAUGUCAGCAUGAACCCUACCAACCUCAAGAAACCAAUAAGGAACUAAAGUUGACGCCUUGUAUCGCCACUUUUUACCACCUGGGCAGGUAAACAGAGACAGACAGAGCAACGUCAAUACUUCCGUCAACCUAUCUCACAUCCCCGUUCUCGCCAUGACGGAUCUCCCGGGAUCUGAUCGAACUCUUCUUGAGAGGCUAAAUGCGCUUAAGCCUAGUACUGUCAAUCUAAGCCCCCCCUCAAAGUCAGUUGCAGCAUCUACUAGAGAACAAGCCAAACCUUUAUCUAAAGAAGAUGCUCUUUCAGAAAGAUUAAAGAGCCUUCGAAACCAAACUGAUAAUAAAGCCAAAACUACUUCCCCUGGCUCGGAGAUAAAUCGUAGAGAAAAAGAAGAAAAAGAAAACACCACCUCCUCGCCAUCUCCUAAGCCGCCAUCACAGCCACUUCCAUAUUCCCAAGGUUCGGGAAUAGGCGUAGAUGUGCCGCAAAGUUCAUGUACAGAAAAUGUAGACGGCGACGAAGAUCCCCUUCUCUACACUGAUGACCAGACGCUCGAGGAGCUUCUUGCCGACCUCGAAUCCGACCAGCAACGGGUCAAAGAGAUGUUGGCCGAAGAUGAGCAUCGCCGAGUAACCGCACUUCUCCAAGAACUCUGGGGUACUGCCAGGAUUACCGACGAUCUGGAAAAAUAUCCAAAGCCUAGGAAGUCUCACGACGAGAAUGAGAGUGAAAGCAGCAGCGACGAUGACUCCGACGGUGAACGCAUGACCCGUGAAACCGACGAAAUUCUUGCCCAGGCUGUUGAUGAGGUAGAGCACGAUAACGCUACUAAGGUUCCCUCUCAGCCUGGGUCUCCGGCUGCUGCACCAAGUCACACCGUGAAACCUAAUACUACAGCCGACGCAACAGAAAAUGGAGGAGGGACAGCCAAAUUGGGAUCUAAUGAAGGUGAAGGUGACCCCUUCAGUUUACCUGCAGUUCCGACAGAUUUCCAGGACCAAUAUCUACCAGCUCAUCCUGAAGCACCACGGGAUGACGCCGACUUCGCGGCAUCUAUCUCUUCCCGCAUGGCCGCGCUCAAAGUCGAUACAUCCGAUGGCCCGGAUCUGCCUUCGGUGCCCGCAGACAUCGAUCCUCUAGGCCUCCCUUCGGCGCCCACAUUUGCGCCCGCAGACCGGCCCGCGCCAGGACUUAUCAGGCGAUUCGGUUUCACGGACGAGGACCAGAAGACGUGGUGCGUCGUGUGCUUGGAAGACGGCGCGAUCCGCUGCCUGGGCUGUGACGACGAGAUCUACUGCGCCAGGUGUUGGAAGGAGAUGCACGUGGGUCCUAGCGCCGGGUACGACGAACGUGGCCAUCGUUGGGAGAAAUUUGUCAGACGCCGACGCUGACGUGCUUGGUUCUUUUUACGGUUUCUGUUGGGGUCCCUUCUUGUGUUUGUUUAUCACCUGGGUUGAAACUAUAUGCUAGGUUUACGUAGAUACCCCCCAUGCUAUUACCUAUAUGGUGCAAUACCUUAGGUUAGGUUAGGUACUCUUGUUGAUACCAUCCCGAAAAUGAGAUACCGCCUAAGAGUUCUUCUCGUUGAGUGCUUCGCCAUUGAGGCCUUGAUGGAGUCGGGUCAAUUAUUUUAAGCUAGGAUCAUACGUCGAAUUCCCAUUCCUAAUCUUAAUGUGAUUACCUCGCA
Daldinia caldariorum is the source of this 1972-nucleotide messenger RNA. RefSeq lists its product as uncharacterized. The transcript is spliced from 2 exons. The record is from RefSeq and is a predicted model, not a curated record. Bases 441 to 1676 code for a protein of 411 amino acids. Lineage: Eukaryota; Fungi; Ascomycota; Sordariomycetes; Xylariales; Hypoxylaceae.